Pediculus humanus corporis (human body louse) is the source of this 831-nucleotide messenger RNA. RefSeq names its product DNA-3-methyladenine glycosylase, putative. The transcript is spliced from 3 exons. The record is from RefSeq and is a predicted model, not a curated record. Lineage: Eukaryota; Metazoa; Arthropoda; Insecta; Psocodea; Pediculidae. The coding region runs from base 1 to 831 and encodes 276 amino acids. Gene Ontology annotation, molecular function: DNA binding; alkylbase DNA N-glycosylase activity. Gene Ontology annotation, biological process: base-excision repair.
AUGUCAAAUAAGAGAAAGAGAUAUACACCCCGAAAAAAUGAAGUUGAUUUUGAACAAUUUGAAUAUGAAGAGUCUGAUUAUUUUUUACCUACCACUAAAUAUAAAAUUAAAAAAGAUAUUGUCAAUACGGAAACAAUUUUAGAUACCGGUAUAAGAUUAGGUGAAACUUUUUACAACACCGCUUGUGAAGAUUUAGCCAAAGGAUUAUUAGGAAAAAUUCUUGUUCGUCAGCUAGACGGUUAUAUCCUAAAAGGUCGAAUAGUGGAAACAGAAUGUUAUUUAGGAGGAGAAGAUAAAGCAUCUCAUUCUUAUCAUGGAAAAGUGACUGCUCGAAAUGAGCCAAUGUUUAUGAAACCAGGAACUAUAUACAUCUACUUAACUUAUGGAAUGUAUGCUUUGUUUAAUAUUUCAAGCAGAGGUGAGGGAGCAGCAGUUUUACUUAGGGCUUUAGAGCCAUUACAGGGUCAAGAAGAAAUGCAAAAAUUUAGAAAUAAUCCUCGUCCUGAUAAACCGCAAAAACAAACUACAAAAGUUUUUAAAUCUCAUGAAUUGUGUAACGGACCGGCUAAACUCUGCAUAAGUCUUCAAAUUGAUAAAACAUUAAACAAAAAAGAUUUAUCUAAAUCUGAUGAACUUUGGAUUGAAGAUGGAAUAUCUGUACCGGAACAUAAAAUAGUAACUGCUCACAGAAUCGGAGUCGAAUCAGCAGGCCUGGAAUGGUCAUCUAAACUACUUAGAUAUUAUAUAAUUGAUAACAAGUCAGUUAGUAAAAGAGAUAAGCGCCAAGAAAUAAAGCAUAGAGAAAUUUCAGAUUUUGUCGAAGUCUGCUGA